CGGGCGAAGCCCCUGCGCAAAGGACACUUAAUGAAAUUGCGUCUAAAACACGAAACCACGCGUAUAAAUACUGCAUUUAAAGAUUCAUACUAAGGAUUAUAAGAGAGGGGGACGCCGAGGACUGUGCGAUUUGCGCGUUGGGGACCCUUUCCGUUCGCCUGAUAUUCUCGUGUGAAGGAGACACGGUCAUUCAUCAGCCAAGAUGGGUAACCGUGGGAUGGAGGAUCUUAUUCCUCUGGUGAAUAAAAUGCAAGAUGCAUUCUCUGCCAUCGGACAGAAUGCCAACCUGGAUCUCCCUCAAAUCGCUGUGGUCGGGGGACAGAGCGCAGGAAAGAGCUCUGUGUUGGAGAACUUCGUGGGCAAGGACUUCCUGCCCCGUGGUUCUGGCAUUGUCACUCGUCGCCCCCUGGUGUUGCAGCUGAUUAACUGCCCUACAUAUGCGGAGUUCCUGCACUGCAAAGGCAAGAAGUUCAUAGACUUCGAUGAGGUGCGCCAGGAGAUCGAGGCAGAGACAGACCGUGUCACUGGAGCCAACAAGGGCAUCUCGCCCGUGCCCAUCAACCUGAGGGUCUACUCCCCACAUGUGCUGAACCUGACCUUGGUGGAUCUGCCGGGUAUGACCAAGGUUCCCGUGGGCGACCAGCCUGCCGACAUCGAGCAGCAGAUCAGGGACAUGCUGUAUCAGUUCGUCACCAAGGACAACUGCCUGCUGCUGGCCGUGUCCCCCGCCAACUCUGAUCUGGCCAACUCUGACGCACUCAAGAUCGCCAAGGAGGUCGAUCCACAGGGUCUCCGGACCAUUGGUGUGAUCACUAAACUGGAUCUGAUGGACGAGGGCACUGACGCCCGGGACAUUCUGGAGAACAAGCUCCUCCCACUGCGCAGAGGCUACAUUGGCGUGGUGAACCGCAGUCAGAAGGAUAUUGAUGGCAAGAAGGACAUCACGGCAGCCAUGGCGGCGGAGAGGAAGUUCUUCCUGACCCACGCCUCAUACCGCCACCUGGCCGAACGCAUGGGCACCCCAUACUUGCAGAAGACACUCAACCAGCAAUUGACCAAUCACAUCCGCGACACGUUGCCAGCGUUGCGGAACAAGCUGCAGAGCCAGCUGCUGUCCAUCGAGAAGGAGGUGGAGGAGUACAAGAACUACAGACCGGACGACCCCUCACGCAAGACCAAAGCCCUGCUGCAGAUGGUGCAGCAGUUUGCAGUGGACUUUGAGAAGUGCAUCGAGGGUUCUGGCGACCAGAUUGACACCUACGAGUUGUCAGGAGGAGCGCGCAUCAACCGCAUCUUCCACGAGCGCUUCCCCUUCGAGCUCGUCAAGAUGGAGUCCAAUGAGAAAGAGCUGCGUAAGGAGAUCAGCUAUGCCAUUAAGAACAUCCACGGCAUCAGGACAGGCCUCUUCACGCCAGACAUGGCCUUCGAGACCAUCGUGAAGCGGCAGAUCGCCAAGAUCAAGGAGCCCUGCCAGAAGUGUGUGGACCUGGUCAUCACCGAGCUCGUCAACACCGUCAGAAACUGCACUAAGAAGCUGGAGGCCUACCCCAUGCUGAGGGAGGAGAUGGAGAGGAUUGUCACCCAGCACAUCAGAGACCGCGAGAGCCGCUCCAAAGACCAGGUGAUGCUUCUGAUUGACAUUGAGCUGGCCUACAUGAACACCAACCAUGACGACUUCAUUGGAUUCGCCAAUGCCCAGCAGAGGAGUAGUCAAGCGAGCAAGAAGAAAGCAGCUGGCAAUCAGCAGGAUGAGAUAAUGGUGAUCAGGAAGGGCUGGUUGACCAUCAACAACAUCGGCAUCAUGAAGGGCGGAGCUAAGGAGUACUGGUUUACCCUGACCGCAGAGACCCUCUCCUGGUACAAGGAUGACGAGGAGAAAGAGAAGAAGUACAUGAUGCCCGUGGACAACCUGAAGCUGCGCGACAUUGAGAAGAGCUUCAUGUCCAGCAAGCACAUCAUUGCCCUCUUCAACACCGAGCACAGGAACGUGUAUAAGGAUUACCGGCAGCUGGAGCUGGCGUGUGAGAGUCAGGAUGAGCUGGACAGCUGGAAGGCUUCCUUCCUACGCGCAGGAGUCUACCCAGAUCGCUCCGUGAGUGAGUCUGUAGACGAGGGCAGCUCGGACAACUUCAUGCACUCCAUGGACCCCCAGCUGGAGCGGCAGGUGGAGACCAUCCGCAGCCUGGUGGACUCCUACAUGUCCAUCGUCAACCGCACCGUGCGGGACCUCAUCCCCAAGACCAUCAUGCACCUCAUGAUCAACAAUACCAAGGAGUUCAUCCAUGCGGAGCUGCUGGCCCAGCUGUACUCGUGCGGGGACCAGAACACCCUGAUGGAGGAGUCCCAGGAGCAGGCCCAGCACCGCGACGAGAUGCUGCGCAUGUACCACGCCCUGAAGGAGGCGCUCAACAUCAUCGGGGACAUCAGCACCACCACCAUCACCACCGCCAUGCCCCCGCCCGUGGACACCUCCUGGCUCCAGGUGCAGGGACAACGCUCGGGAGGCAGGUCUCCCAUGUCCAGCCCAACCCCCCAGCGCCGGGCCCCCCCUGGCCCCCCUCGCCCGGGCGGACGCAGUGCCCCUCCGGCCCCCGCUGCCCUUGGGGCACCCCCUGUGCCAUCGCGCCCCGGAGCUUCGCCUGAUCCCACCGCAGCCCCAAUGGUGCCCUCUCGCCCCAACCGCGCACCACCAGGUGUGCCCAGCCGGCCUAACAAAGGGAGCCCUUCACACGGAGAGAGCCCUCAGUCCUCCUUCGACUAAUAAACACACACACACACCACCUCCUCUUCUCCUCUCUUCAUCCAAUCACUUAUUCUUUCCCCCAUCAGUCACACAAUCAAAUCCUUCCCUCCCCUCCUCCUCUAUUUUCACUGUGACCAUGUCAUCUGUUCUCUGCACAUUUCUAUUUGGAGCUAGUUUGGCUCCCCUCCUCUUGGCUCUCUCAUCCCCUCACGUCACUCCUUCUUCCAUCUUUUCUCUUACCUUUUGUUUGUCCUUCUAUUUGUUUCCUUUUUUGACAUUCUUCAUUUCUUCAUCUCCCCUUUGCUGCAGCUUUUCUCUUUUGGAAUGUGAAUUGUUGUGGACAUU
Molecule: messenger RNA, 3088 nt
Organism: Engraulis encrasicolus (European anchovy)
Lineage: Eukaryota; Metazoa; Chordata; Actinopteri; Clupeiformes; Engraulidae
Product: dynamin-1-like
Exons: 21
Coding region: 203-2761 (852 amino acids)
Biological process (GO): synaptic vesicle endocytosis; receptor internalization
Cellular component (GO): microtubule; cytoplasm; membrane
Molecular function (GO): microtubule binding; GTP binding; GTPase activity
Source: RefSeq, a predicted model, not a curated record